CGAGGGGGCGGGCCGAGGGGGCGCCUCGCUUUCCCGUCGUCCGGCGCGGCGGCGGGCCGCGUUCCCUAGUGACGAGGCGGCGCCAUGCGCGGGGCCUGCGGGGCGCUGCCGGUCCUGUUGUUGGCGUGGCUGGCCGCCUGCAGCCCCCGCGCCCCGCACACAACCGUCGCCGCAGAGCUCGUCGCAGGGGCCGCUCCUCGGAGCGAGGGAGCGGCCUGGCCUCCUCCCCUCCGCCGCCGUGCCCCGCGGGCAGCCCGCGCCGUGAGCCACCGCCCCGCCGCCGGCCGCUCCCCCGCCCGCCUCUGGCCGCCCGGCGCCCGCGGCCUGCGCCAUCCCGGGGCCGUCGGCUCGUCCCGCCGCUCCGGCGGCAGCAGGUCUGUGAGGCAAGUGUGUGUGGAAAACUCACUUGUGUUCAGAAGUAACACUCCUUAUCCUACUGACACUGUUGCUGUCCCUGGUGGAUACGAUCUGCUGUUCUGUGUGCAGCUGAAUGAUUCAAAGCUGAACUAUUUCCAACAGCCACAGGAUAUCAAAGGGUCUGAUUUUUUGAAGUUCUUAGAGAAGUAUGGCAGACACUCUUUCUUAGCACCAUCAGAAGUCCAGUCAUCAUUCUCUGCCUUUUACCGGGCUGGAGAUCCAAUCCUAAUCUACUUUGAUUCAACAUCUGUACUGAGCACGCUUAGACAGCCAGUAAAAAUGGGAACCAGUGGACUUUGUGUUGACGGAAAUCCUGCUGGCUUCCUGGACAGUAAAAGCACAAGCUGUACUCGGAUUUUUGCCAACUUGAGCAAGAGCUGCAUUACUGACCCUGCCCUAGAUGCUGCCUCCUACUACCGUGACUUCACUGUGCUAAAGGUCCCAAUUAAUGACACCAUUGUGCAGUCCAUGAAGGUAAAGGUCACUGCAGUUGCACCGCCUGGGGCUCCCCACAUGAAAGACAACACAUGUAACAACGUUGUUUCUGAGGUGAUCUAUGAGAUAGAAUUCAGUGGCACACAUGGGAUUCAGAGUGUUUCUGUCCGAUUCAAAGUGAACAACAUCUCUGGGAAUUCAGGAUCGUCUCUGCAACAGCACUUUACUUUGCGCUUCUGGACCAGGACUCUUUCUCAUAUGUUGCCCAGAAGUGGAAACCCUGGCUAUAUUACUGGAGCACCAUUGUUGAUUGCAAACAGUGGUGCCAUGCAGCAUAUGAGUAUUUUAUGGAGUGAAGGUGAUGGAACUUGUUCACAGUUCCUCAGACACACAGUACAAUUUGGAAGAAAUAUGAGGACAGGCUGCAAGCUCAGCCUAUCCCCAAUACAGGAAGAAAGUAACUGUAGUUACAUCCAGCAGAAGUUAUACAAGGCUCUUCAGGGGAUGAACAGAGCAGAGGACCUUGCUAUAACUGGCAGUGCUCACUCAAUCCAGGCGGAAGAGUGGACAACCAUUCUGAUUCGGAACUGCAGUGUGCAGGCUGUGAAUUGCACUUCCUGUUGCAUGGUUCCUGUGACCCUGGAGAUACAGAUAUUGUGGACUAAUGUGGGCCUCCUGUCUAACCCACAAGCUCAAAUACUGGGUGCACGGUACUUUUAUCAGUGUCACCCCCUGAAGUUCCUAAGCACAAGCAUGGUACCUUUGACAACUGUCGUUACCUUCACUGACAUGACGGAAUGGCCAGAACCCCCACGAGGCCAGCCCCAAGUACACUGGAAACUCCCGUAUGACUUCUUUUUCCCAUUCAAGGCGGCACUGAAUUUGGAAAGAAGUUACAGAAGUGAUCUGGCUGGCUAUUUUUUGUUGAUUCUAAUAAUAUCUAGUAUUCUCUGCUUUUGAAAAGUCAAAUAGACAGAGCCUGAACUUAAAGUUCAGUAAGUAAAUUGAUAUAUUCAGAAUAUGAUCCAGAUCAUAGACUUUUCUCCUCAGGUUUUUAUACUGUGCCUAUGAUAUCUAUGUGCCUUCUAUUCUUGUAUUAAGCCACAUGACUAGCUUCUGUCCUGUUUCCUCUCAUGCCUCUAUUCUCCAUAUGCACCAUCUGCAAACCUCACUGCAGUGAAACGCUUGAGAGAUGAAAGGAUCGAGAGAUGGUCCGUUAAUAAGGAACAAGGAGAAGGAUGUGAAAAUGAAUAUUCCAUGUUCCCAGAAAACAAGUGUGCUUUCUAAACCAAGCAGUAUGGAGAGAGAAGCAAAAUUCAAUCCAUUCAGUCAUCUUCCUGUUGGAGAAGCACCUGAUUUUUCUACCUGAAACUAACAUUUAAAAUACUGGAGGCUUCCCAGGUGGCCCAAGUUGUUAUUUUAUGAGUAGAGGUGUCUGCCAAUCACCUUCAACCUGUCCUUGUUAUGACAACCAUGCCUCUGUGACAGUUUGACUCUUAUUUUUCUGUAUCUUUUCAAAUACAGAUAUUAAAUUUAAAUUUUUGUGUUUUAAUCACUGUUUACAUUAGAAAGUGUUACGCAAAGCAAAGUAAUUGUAAAUGUCCCAUCUUCUGAAAUUUAAUUGAAUUUUAGUUAUUUGUCAAGAUAGCUUCGUUCCUGAUUUUUUUUGAAGAAACAGGCCCAAAUAUGGCUUUUCCUAGAUAAGAAACAUUCUCUUGUGGCUCCAGGUAGGAAUUAGACUGAUAAUGAUAGCCAUUGAAAUUCUAGGUGGUACAUCAGAGACGGCUGUGAACAGUCCUAAAGAAAAAAAAACAAUUAUUUUAGGAAGAAUUUGUAGAUGUAUUAUGAGACUGAAGCUUAUUGCAAUACCUUACCUCUGGCUCAGUCUCUGGGACCAGAAUGUAAGUUUAUUGUUUUUGAAGUUGAAGGUGAUCUUUGGAUUAACUAGUCUGCCCCACUGCAUCACACAGGAUAAAGAAAUCUGCUUGAUCAUUCCUUGAAGUUGGUGGACAACAGUAUAUUUUUUUAGCAAAGGAUUUUUUAUUCAUCUUAAAUUCUUCAGAUGGAAUAAUCUGUGCCAUCUAAUGUCAAGUACUCUGGUAGAAACAAUAAUGGGCAAGAAAAUAAAAAAAAUCUGCCCUAGUUCUAACAAAA
Tyto alba (common barn owl) is the source of this 3006-nucleotide messenger RNA. It is a transcript of the gene TCTN3, whose product is annotated as tectonic family member 3. The transcript is spliced from 13 exons. The record is from RefSeq and is a predicted model, not a curated record. NCBI's taxonomy places the organism in Eukaryota, Metazoa, Chordata, Aves, Strigiformes, Tytonidae. Gene Ontology annotation, biological process: smoothened signaling pathway; cilium assembly. The coding region runs from base 85 to 1812 and encodes 575 amino acids.